Molecule: messenger RNA, 1190 nt
Organism: Odontomachus brunneus
Lineage: Eukaryota; Metazoa; Arthropoda; Insecta; Hymenoptera; Formicidae
Exons: 6
Coding region: 584-973 (129 amino acids)
Source: RefSeq, a predicted model, not a curated record
AUUGUCCAAAAAGUAUCCUUUUCCCCUAAUAAUCUAUAAAUAAAUGGUGAAAUGAUGAAAUGAGUAUUUUAUAUGCCUCAUUUCGCCAUUUAUUAUAUGAAUAUUUAUUCAGACAAACUAUUUAGGCAGAAAGUCAAACCAAACAUUUUUAGAAAUCCAAUAUUGAAAACACGUGACCUACUUUAAAUUAAAAGAAAAACCAUCUACUUCAGUUUGUUAUAAGAAACGGAACGAUAAGUUAUAUAAUCACAGACACAAGAAUGACUCAUUAAAACACUAUAGCAAGUAUUAAAUAAAGGAAAAUGUUUACGUAUGCGGAAGUAAUGCCUCACAACUGAAAUAAUUCCAUACACCUUAAGUGUCUUGAAAACUAGAUAUUAUCGGAAGCAUGAUAUUUUGAACACAUACAAGUGGCGGCGUUCCAAAUGUGAUGCUGACAAAAAGAGAUAUAAAUCCGAUCAUACUACCUUCACACCUAAUGCAAGGUCAUGUUAGCGUCUACAGUGUUUCAACUUUCGAGACUGAUAAAUGAUAUUGACACUUACUGCCUGGAAACUGAAAUCGAGUAGCUUGAGGAGUCAGAAUGAAAGCCGCUGUGAUUACUUUAAGCGGGCUAAUCGCGGUGAACGUGGUUUAUUGUGAUAUGGAAAAUGCACGACAAAGAUUCAGACAGGGCUAUGAAACAUGCGCCCGAAAGAUGGGUGUACCAAGUAAUGAGGCACGAAUCGACACGGUGCUAUGCGCGGCGGUUGAAAGCGGUGAGAUUCUGUUUUCAAAUGGUGCAUACAGUCCGGAAAGAGCUUUAGGAAUAAUUGAAGCGAUGAUUUCUGACCCAGUUAAAUUACAACAAGCGUAUGAUAUAUACUUCAAAUGUGACAGAGAAGCGGUUCAAGCAGGAGCUGUGGGCAUUGGGAAGUCUAUGCGAUUUCUACUGUGCGGUUCAUCGCUUAUAUCACUUUUCCUUGAUUCGUAAUAAUGCGUAUCUUUUAUAAUAAAACAUUAAAAAUAAAAAAUGAAAGUUAAAAUUGGAGAAUAGAUUACUUUCAGUAAGAUAUCUUACAUAAAACGUUCCUUUGUAUAUAUUCGAACAAAUUUUCGAUGUAGCUCUUCUCUCUUGACUUCUUUAUUGAAUUAUAUCAACGUAUCAACUAAUCAAUCAAUAAAAUACAACCUAAACCUGAAGAAACGUU